Molecule: messenger RNA, 4810 nt
Organism: Onychostoma macrolepis
Lineage: Eukaryota; Metazoa; Chordata; Actinopteri; Cypriniformes; Cyprinidae
Product: NACHT, LRR and PYD domains-containing protein 3-like
Exons: 8
Coding region: 663-3596 (977 amino acids)
Molecular function (GO): protein binding
Source: RefSeq, a predicted model, not a curated record
GCACCAUGUCCCAGCUGUGUGUCUACAAAUUCAUUUGAUCGACACAUUGAUUUCAAAAAUGAAGCUGUGAAUCCUGAAGCCAUGAGAAAGAGAGGUUUUCUUAUUCCAACGCACAAUAGAGUGGAUGUCUGUUACAAACAUUCAAUAUUAGGUAAACAUAUUUUUUACAAUAAAAGAUUUUGGAUACAAUUAUUAAAUUACUGCUUUGGCUAAGGCCAUGCACAUGCACAGAUAGACCCCAAGUGUUGGCCUUUGACUAGAUUAGAUGACACAGCCUUCACAAUGAAUGACACAGUGACAGCCAACACAUUUAACACACGCAGCAUCCUCAUCUUCCUGAUCGGUCUUCAUUGGUGACAGCCAGAUUGCAAUGUGUUUGUCACUGCUAUGAAAUUAAAUCAUUAAUAAAACCGCCAGCCUAUCUUAGGCAGUAGUCCUCCAUCAAGCAUAACAACAAGCAAGCUGGUGUAAAACAGCUUCACGUAAGGUUGGAAAUGCCACCAAAAUGAAUAAAAAUGCGUACAAAAUUCAAGAUAUUAAUUGCAACUGUAUGAGUGCUUGUUUUUUGUUUUUUACGUGUCUAGAAAGACUACAAAUUCAGUGGAUCAAGCAGUGACCCCUGGAGCCAUGUGAGAUUUUUGCCUGAAUUGGACAAAGAAUACAUGCAUAUUAGAGAUAAAAUUUGCAGUAUAUAUUUACAUGGGAACAAUGAAGUUUCUGGAGACCUGCAGGAUUCUUACCAAGCAGUGGAUGAUGCCAUCAAAACCACUCACAAAACCAGAAUGAAGAACAAGUAUGAGCGCUUAUUUGAGGGAAUCAAACUACAAGAGAAUCAAACCCUCCUGAACAGCAUCUACACACAGCUCUAUAUCAUAGAGGGAGAGAGAGAAGGGGUGAAUGAAGAACAUGAGGUGCUACAGAUGGAGAAAACAGCCAGAACACAAGACACUCCAAUCUACUGCAAUGACAUCUUUAAACUUUUACCUAAACCAGGAUGUGAGGAGGAAGACAAAAUCAAGACUGUUCUUACUAAAGGCAUCGCUGGAAUUGGAAAAACCGUCUCUGUGCAGAAGUUCAUACUGGACUGGGCCGAGGGAAAAGCCAAUCAGGAUGUAGAUUUCAUGUUUGUGCUUCCAUUUCGAGAGCUGAACUUGAUUAAAGAUCACCAGUACAGUCUUCACAGACUUCUGCUGGACUUUCAUCCUGAACUUCAAGAUCUGGACUCAAAGAUUUAUGAAGAAUGUAAAGUUGUGUUCAUCUUUGAUGGUCUGGAUGAAAGCAGAAUCUCACUGAUGUUUUCAGACGAUGAUAAAGUUUCUGAUAUAAAUGAGACUUCAUCAGUGGGUGUGUUGAUGUCAAACCUCAUCAGAGGAGAUCUGCUUCCCUCUGCUCUCGUUUGGAUCACCUCCAGACCAGCAGCAGCCAAUGAGAUACCCUCAAAAUACAUCAACCGUCUGACAACAGUUCAGGGAUUCAAUGACCCUCAGAAGGAGGAAUAUUUCAGGAAGAGAGUCAGUGAUGAGCAUCAAGCCAACAGAAUCAUCUCACACAUUAGAAAAUCAAGAAGCCUCCACAUCAUGUGCCACAUACCCGUCUUCUGUUGGGUCUCAUCCACUGUGCUUCAAAACCUCCUGAAACAAAAUACCAAUGCAAAAAUCCCUCAAACUCUGACUGAAAUGUACAUCCACUUCCUGCUCAUUCAGAUAAACAUGAGGAAUCAGAAGUAUGAAGGCAGCGAUCCGGAGAAACUCCUGCAGUCCAACAGAGAAGUGAUUGUGAAACUUGCUGAAGUGGCUUACAAUCAGCUAAUGAAGGGCAAUGUGAUGUUCUAUGAGGAGGACCUGAUUGAGAGCGGCAUAGAUGUCACUGAAGCAUCAGUGUAUUCUGGGAUUUGCUCAGAGAUAUUUAAGGAGGAAUCUGUAAUUCAUCAGAGGAAAGUCUACAGCUUAAUUCAUCUCAGCUUUCAGGAGUUUCUGGCAGCUCUCUAUGUGUUUCACUGUCACAUAAACAACAAAAAGGAAGUACUGAAGUCAUUUUACAAAUCUGAGCAAAUGUCAUUGUACAUGCUGCUCAAAGGCGCAAUUGAUAAAUCAUUGCAGGCCGGACGCUUUGAUCUUUUUCUCCGCUUCCUGCUGGGCAUCUCACUGGGGUCCCAUCAGAUACUUUUAAAGGAUCUACUAAAAUACACAGAGAGGAAUGGAGGGGCCAUUUAUUUUGUCACAACAUAUAUUACAGAUAAAAUUAUUGGCGAUGAACAACUCUCAGCUGAUAAAUCUAUCAAUCUCUUCCUCUGUCUGCUGGAACUGAAUAAUCAGAAACUCUACAAAGAGAUUCAGGGAUUUGUGAAUUCAGACAAACUCUCAUGGACGAAACUUUCUCUCCCUCACUGCUCAGCCAUAGCCUACAUGCUACAGAUGUCAGAUGAGGUGCUGGAUGAACUGAACCCCAUGAAAUUCAACACAUCAGAUGAAGGGAGAAGAAGACUGAUACCAGCUGUGAGGAACUGCAGCAAAGCCCUAUUGUCAGGUUGUAAACUCACUGAUCAGUGUCGUGAAUAUGUGGCUACAGCACUACAAAUAAAUUCCUCUCUGAAAGAGCUUGACCUGAGUAACAAUGUCCUAAAAGAUUCUGGAGGGAAGCUGCUCUUUGAUGCACUGAAGAGUCCAAACUGUCAACUAAAAAUAUUGAGAUUGUCCAUCUGCCAUUUAACUGAUCAGUGUUGUGAAAACCUGGCUUCUGCUCUACAAUCAUCAAAGUCCUGUCUAAAGGAGCUGGACCUGAGUAACAAUGACUUGAAAGAUUCAGGAGUGAAGCUGCUCUCGGAUGCACUGAAGAGUCCAAACUGUCAACUGGAGAAGCUGAGAUUAUCUGGCUGUAUGGUGACAAAGGAAGGUUGCUCUCAUCUGGCUUCAGCUCUGAAUUCAAACCUUUUUUUGAGAGAGCUGGAUCUGAGCUACAAUCACCCUGGAGAUUCAGUGCUCAUAGCUAGACAGACGGAUCCAAACUGCAAACUGGAACAACUCUGUCUGGAUCACGGGGGAGAGAACAUGAUUAAAGCAGGACUAUACAAAUAUUUCUGUGAUCUCACACUGGAUCCAAACACGGCACACAAUCAGCUCUCUCUGUUAGAGGGCAACAAAAAGUUGUUAUAUAAUUCAAAUCCAAUGCCAUAUCCUAAUAAUCCAGAGAGAUUUGAGCACUAUCAGCAGGUUCUGUGUAAAGAGAGUCUGUCUGGACGCUGUUACUGGGAGGUUGAAUGGAGCGGGGAGGGUGACGUGGCAGUGUCAUAUAAAAAUUGUGGCUGUUGGUUUGGAGGCGAUGAAAAAUCCUGGAUUCUAGGCUGCUUUGGGGAGAAACUGGUUGCCCAGCAUAAUGCUGUUCAAAUACAUAUACCUCCCCCAGCACCUCCCCUAAACAAAGUAGGAGUGUAUGUGGACGAGCCGGCCGGGAUUCUGUCCUUCUACAGCAUCUCUGACACAAACACACUCAGACACUUACACACAUUCAACACCACAUUCACUGAACCCCUCUAUGCUGGAUUUAUGCUUUAUAACUAUUCAGUGUCUCUGUGUGAUGUUAAACAACAGGACGAAUAAUUACAAGAUGAGACACAAUUAAAAAUGUCAAACUUUUUGAAGUACAUUUUCAACCAAAACAUUUCACAAAAAGAGAUUUGUUAGGUUUCUAAAUAUUAAAAAAUGAAUAUGUAUUGUUCAACGUGAAGAAAAUAUCUAUGGCUGUCAAACUUUGUGUAGCAUGUUCCUAUAUUAAUAUAAUAUAGUACAUCGUCCGGCUAGGACACUGCAUGAAAAAGUACAUUGAGACCAGGUGCUUGAAAAUGUGUCUCUGAAAAGUUAGUGUUGAGAAAGACUCAAGCAUAUUUUGCUUCAAAUGGCUUCAGUCCAUUCUUCUUCCAUCUGUUGAAAGGGGGACGUAGGCUGAUGAUACAGGGGGCAACUUUUUGAGCAAUGUUGCUGAGCAACUUAGGUUAAUGUUGCCAUCAACGGGCAACCAAAUGAGACACAGGCUCAGUUCCCAGGUAAAGCAAGAACUGAUCAUGUAAAUAUAUUCCUUGAAUGCAAUGUAAGUUGCUUUGAAUAAAAGCGUCUUUCAAAUGCAUGAAUGUAAAUGUUGACAAAUUUCUAAACUUGUUUGUGAUCUGUGUGGUUUAAACUUACAUCUUCAAUACAAAGUGGUCUAUAUUCUGACACAGCGUUAAAGCACACUUCAAAAUGUUUAAUCAUUAUUUUUAGGGGUACUGGGAUGCUUUUAUCAAUUUAUUUAAUUCUCUAAUUGUCCUGAUAUGUGAUCACUUCUGAUAUAUUAUGUGAUUGGUGGACACACCACCUGACUUUAACAGUCAAUUAUAAGUUGUAUUUGCUUGUAUCUAAAUGUGUAUCUUUUAGCCCUUAGUUAUGUACACAGACAGAAAGUGAAAGUAACUUCGUCACAGGAGCAUGUAUUAUGAGAUGACUAGGACAUGUGUAGUGAAUCCCUGCUGAAAAAACCAAUAGAACCCUGCCCAAAACACAAUAGAAAAUGUAAUGGUUGUAAUGGUUAUAAUGGGAAUUGUAUUGGUUUUAAUGGAAACUAUAAUGGUGUCUUCUGGUAUGUGAUGGAUUCUAUUGGUGGGAUGUUAAAUCCUACUGGAAAAAUGCCCAAAACACACUACAAAAAGAAAUUUUGUAAUGGUUUUACUGGAAAAAGCUAAUGGUUUAUAAUGGUAUUUUAAUGGAAACCAUUGGAAUUUCUGUGAUGGUUUCUACUGGGCUUCUAAAUUGUAUUGCAUACUUGCUGCUGCCAUAAUAAA